This is a messenger RNA of Fusarium odoratissimum NRRL 54006, 3251 nucleotides long. RefSeq lists its product as uncharacterized. The record is from RefSeq and is a predicted model, not a curated record. The transcript has a single exon. Gene Ontology annotation, molecular function: RNA polymerase II cis-regulatory region sequence-specific DNA binding; DNA-binding transcription factor activity, RNA polymerase II-specific. Gene Ontology annotation, biological process: regulation of transcription by RNA polymerase II. NCBI's taxonomy places the organism in Eukaryota, Fungi, Ascomycota, Sordariomycetes, Hypocreales, Nectriaceae. Bases 1452 to 2606 code for a protein of 384 amino acids.
CCUGCUAGUAUUGAAGUUCCUGAUCAGUUUGGCCUGAGCUUAGUCCCUUGUCUAGCCCCAAAGUUCGCCCAUCUCGGAUGCAGGAAGACAUGGGCCGGGCCUGGGGUCCAUGUAGCUUGCCAAGGAUCAAGCUUUCUUUCCGAUGUAGUGUUGCUUUCGUUCGUGAGUCUUCGGCCGAGUUGUCGUGACCUAACAUCCAGGCCGCUUGGGCUCGGCCGCUGUCGGCUUGCUAUGCAAUGCGAACAUCCUUCGACUAUCGCCAUGAAAGUAUUGCAUAAGCAGCGAUCGUCUUUUAGGCUUGUUGGCGUGAAUGAGUCUAGAUCAAUCAUACUCGGCAAUUGGCUUACGACGCUGGGCCAGCCGCUUCUUUAAACAGAUGUUAGAACAACCCUCGGAAUUCACCGUUUCCUCUCAGUUUGAUAAGUGCCACACCAGCUGGAGAAUAGGUAUUGCCACAUCAAGACUUGAACCUUUGAUGUUUUCCCUUUCAAUUUGAAAUGGGUUUACCAGGUCCAGAAUAUGCAGAUAAUGUGGCUUCUGAUGGUGGCCGAAACUAUUGAGACCUGGCCAAGUGUCGUCUGAAGGAAAUACUAGCAUCUCUUCCAGGAGUAUGGGAAUUUAAACGCCACCGUGCCUGCUUCCAGGUACAACGGUUUGCAGACUUCCGUACUUAGUUCGAAGCCCAUUCAAUUCCGGACGAAAUGCGACGGAUGACAAGAGUCUUAGGCACAUCACAACAUGUGUCCCCCGUUAGCCAUGAGACUUGAUUGAUGUGUUAUUACGCGAGGGCGUCCAAGUCAAUGCACAUUCUCCAGACCUGUAGGAAGCUGUUGCAGACUCGGCAUCUCUGAGGAGACAUGGACUAAGAGUACCAUCCGAGAGGAGUCCGGACCAAUAAGAUGGAAGGCAUCUGAGGGCUUGAGGGGCUUGUUGUUGGCCCUAGCAUGCCGCAGCAGCAAUGGAAGGCGUUGUCUAAAGCUCUUCCACUUUGAUCGAAAGUCUAUUUUCCCCUCACGGCCUUGCCUGGAUUAUGCCGUCCUCUGCUUGAGCACUAAUCAGGUGUGCUGGUAUAAUGUGGCUGCACUGGGGUGAGAGCUGCCGUGCAUAUUUGAUGGACCUGGUUCCCUGGAGGAGUGUUGAGUACAACGUACUGUUUCGUAAGACCUAGAGUAAAGACGUUCGGAUUAUACCUAUCAUAUAUUGAGUGAACACCCCCCCGUCCUUCAGUCGCCAUUCCCUUAUUCCCCUCCUCUUUGAUCUCUUUAUGUCAAUUCGGAAAACAAAGUAUUGUUCUUUGCCUUGCUGUAUCAGCAGCUAAAUCCAAUUGACCAAAGACUGACCAACCAUUCAACUCUUAUUUCGACCUUUGACGUUUCCGUCUCAACUCUGCCGAGCAGCCCGAUAUAAGAAUCAACUGCAAUCUGUUCGACCGGACAGACUACAAGACUCCAAUGGCUGCCUUUGUACACUCUUAUCCUCACCAUAUGGAACCUCCAUUUGGAAAUCCCAUGAACAUUAUGACCGCAACCCCAUCACCAGGAUAUAUCAUGACCCCUUCUCCAUAUUGUACUAGAACACCAUCGCCCACAUGUCGAGGAAACAUGGGAUACCAGCCUGUCCCUGCACAAGUUCAAGACCCUUCCUUCUUUGAAGAGGCCAUAGGUGGUUCUCCUCGCCCACAAGAACUGGCACUUGGCUUUAUGCAAGCACCAUUCCAGUAUAACCCAGCAUCCAAUGCACCCAAUGGCCCUUUUCCUUCUUUGGCUACAUUGCCAAGUAGCGAGAUCGAGCAAAAGCCUGCCCGUCGGGCUCGAAAUCGAAAACCGUCCCAGUUAAGCAUCAUCACCCCCAAAGAAGAUAGUGGCCCCAGAGCUGUGCCCAGUUCCCCAAAGCAGAAGAAGCGCGGCCGCAAGCCCAAAGGAGGAGCCAAGGAGUCGGGGAAGUUUCAUCAGGAGAUUGAGCUUGAUGAGGACGACCUUCCUAAGGACCCUCGACGUCGACGUAUUCUUGAACGCAACAGGAUAGCCGCGACCAAGUGUCGUCUUCGGAAACGAGACGAAGCAUCUGCCCUUGCUUCCCAGGAACAAGCCAUGGAAGACCAGAACCGAUAUCUUUCCUCAUGCUUUGACUCAUUGACAGCUGAGAUAUAUCACCUGAAAACGCAAUUGCUGCAACACACAGACUGCAACUGUGUACUGAUUCAGAAAUAUAUCGCCAAUGAAGCCAAGAAGACAGUUGAUGGCCUGCUUUCUUGUUCAUCGGCCUUCCAGCCCGACAAUGACCCCAUGAGCCCAUAUCGUCGAGGUUCAUGCCAUAGCGGCACCAGCCCCACUGAAUCCCUGGGUGUGCCUACUCCGGAGUUUGAAGGAGUCUCGCCAGCCUGGUCACAGCCUUUCCAAACAGGUCAUGCCUCAUCAUCAGAGGUUGGAGAGGAAAUCUUCGAGAUGCCAAUGAACCCUUACAACAAAGGGUCAAUCCAGCUGCAUAGUCAACCGCUCACCAGCAUGACACCACUUCAUCAUCCCGAAUCCGAGGUAUAUGUCGGUAUGGGACCUCCACCCCAGCAUGUGGAUGUUAUCAGUUGGAAUCCUUCAUGGGGAUUUUAGUAACGAGGCUAUGAUCCUGUACCGCCGCGUUGGGCAUUACGAUCUUGUAGCUUGAUUGAGAUUUUCGAAAGCGGACUGAGGCAAAAGCUAUUUUGUAUAUACGAGCAUGGGUGAAGGCGUUUUUGGCUUGAGAGUGACAUGUUGUGAGCGUUCUGUAUCAAGGGAGGUUAGCCAAUAUGUUUUUAUAUUAUCCAGCAAUCCAGAAGUUAAGAUCAACUGGUUUCUCAUCGAAAUGCAAAGAGGGGUGAGCUCUUACUUAACAGCCGAACCAGCUGGCCGUGAUCUGCUUGUCGUGCUUAUCCUCUUAUGUUUUCAAAGCUCAAUGGCCCGAGGCACUCAUCCUCCUUCAGUGUACACCGUCGUAGUAUAUCCAUUGCUUGCUGAACUCAUGGUAAAUGAGGCAAUGGCUAUUAGGUGAUGCAGACGUGUCCCACUAAGUUCCGAGCUUCAUUGGAGUUUUCACAGAUUAGAGCGUUGUGAGCGUGUCAAAUGCCUAAAUACGAGGUGGAUCGCUGUUGUUCCAGAUCGAAGAGUGUGGGGUGAUCCCAGAUCUCAUGUUUCCCCUGCAGCUAAUCGAACGUCUGCAUUAGAGCAUGCCGAAUGUGGUGAUGGCAUCGGAGUGACCCACUAGGUUGAUGGGCCAAA